This is a messenger RNA of Pseudophryne corroboree (corroboree frog), 411 nucleotides long. Its product is annotated as serum amyloid A protein-like. The transcript is spliced from 2 exons. NCBI's taxonomy places the organism in Eukaryota, Metazoa, Chordata, Amphibia, Anura, Myobatrachidae. The coding region runs from base 1 to 273 and encodes 90 amino acids. Gene Ontology annotation, cellular component: extracellular region. The record is from RefSeq and is a predicted model, not a curated record.
AUGGGCAGAGCUUACAUGGAUAUGAGAGAUGCCAACUACAUAGGAGCCGACAAGUAUUUCCACGCUCGGGGUAACUAUGACGCUGCACAGAGAGGACCUGGCGGUCAGUGGGCAGCUAAGGUUAUAAGUAACGCCAGAGAAUUCGGCCAGAUGGCUGGAAGCAGCGGGAGAGGAAGAGAAGACAGUCUGGCCGAUCAGAGAGCAAACGAGUGGGGGCGAAGCGGAAAAGACCCAAACCACUUCCGUCCUAAUGGUCUGCCUAAAAAAUACUAGCCCCCACAUCCUCCAAUCAGAGAACACGCGGAGGACGACGCCUACAGAAUGAGCCGCAACUACACGUACAGGAAAUAUCAUAGCCGUUAAAUGUAUGACAAUAAAAUGUGUAAUUAUAAUAAUGGAGGACGAUGUAAA